AUGGACAUCCUGUAUGAAUGCUAUGAAGAUGUGGCCAGUGGCAGUGAGAUCAGGAGUGUUGUCUUGGCUGGCAGUCGAUUUUAUGAAAAGGAAGGCCUCCCUGCCUUCCCUAUGGGUAAAAUUGACCAGACCCGGAUGUGGAAAGUCGGCGAGCGUGUGAGAGCUCAGCGUCCAGCUGGUGAUUUGGGACCUCUUUAUCCUUUCACGGCAGGAGUUUUUGUGGCACUCAUGAUGGCCCAGAUAGAGAUCUUGAGGAAGAAGGGGCACUCCUACUCCGAGAUCAUAAAUGAGAGUGUGAUCGAGUCCGUGGACUCGUUGAAUCCUUUCAUGCAUGCUCGCGGUGUAUCUUUCAUGGUGGACAACUGCUCGACAACAGCGCGGUUGGGAUCAAGGAAAUGGGCCCCAAGAUUCGAUUACAUCCUCACACAGCAGGCGCUGGUUGCAGUCGACAACAGCUCCCCCAUCAACCAGGACCUCAUGAGCAACUUCCUGUCAGACCCUGUGCACGGUGCCAUCGAAGUAUGCGCCCAGCUGAGGCCCACCGUCGACAUCUCCGUGCCCGCAGAUGCAGAUUUCGUCCGCCCGGAGCUGCGGCAAUCCGGCAACUGA
Salvia splendens (bonfire salvia) is the source of this 609-nucleotide messenger RNA. RefSeq names its product ketol-acid reductoisomerase, chloroplastic. Gene Ontology annotation, molecular function: ketol-acid reductoisomerase activity. The transcript is spliced from 3 exons. The coding region runs from base 1 to 609 and encodes 202 amino acids. Gene Ontology annotation, biological process: L-valine biosynthetic process. NCBI's taxonomy places the organism in Eukaryota, Viridiplantae, Streptophyta, Magnoliopsida, Lamiales, Lamiaceae. Gene Ontology annotation, cellular component: chloroplast; mitochondrion. The record is from RefSeq and is a predicted model, not a curated record.